AUGGGUGCUACUGAAGUUCUGUCCCGCAAGUCCGGCGUCAUUGUCGGCGAUGACGUUCUCCGUCUCUUCGAGUACGCCCGUGACAAGCAGUUUGCUAUUCCUGCCAUUAACGUCACCUCUUCCUCGACCGUCGUCGCUUCUCUCGAGGCUGCCCGCGAUGCCAAGUCUCCCAUCAUUCUUCAGAUGUCCCAGGGUGGCGCUGCCUUUUUUGCUGGAAAGGGCGUUUCCAAUGAUGGCCAGUCUGCAUCCGUUGCCGGUUCCAUUGCCGGUGCUCACUACAUCCGCUCCAUUGCGCCCGCCUACGGCAUUCCCGUUGUCCUCCACACUGAUCACUGCGCCAAGAAGCUUCUUCCCUGGCUCGACGGUAUGCUCGAUGCUGACGAGGCGCAUUUCAAGGCCACCGGCGAGCCCCUCUUUAGCUCUCACAUGAUUGAUCUGUCCGAAGAGCCCGUCGACUGGAACGUUGAGACCACCGCUCGUUACCUCAAGCGUGCUGCUCCCAUGAAGCAGUGGCUCGAGAUGGAGAUUGGCAUCACUGGUGGUGAAGAGGACGGUGUCAACAACGAGGACGUCGACAACAACUCUCUUUACACCCAGCCUGAGGAUAUCCUCCACAUUUACAACACACUCUCUCCCAUCUCUCCCUAUUUCUCCAUCGCUGCCGGUUUCGGCAAUGUCCACGGUGUCUACAAGCCCGGCAACGUCAAGCUGCACCCUGAGCUCCUCGGCAAGCACCAGGCUCACGUCAAGGCUGCUAUCGACUCUAAAAUUGACAAGCCCGUCUUUUUUGUCUUUCACGGUGGUUCCGGCUCUGGAAAGCAAGAGUACCUUGACGCCAUUAGCCAUGGUGUCGUCAAGGUCAACAUGGAUACCGAUAUGCAGUUCGCCUACAUGGCUGGCAUUCGCGACUACAUGCUUAGCAAGAAAGACUACCUCCUCACUGCUGUCGGCAACCCCGAUGGCGACGACAAACCCAACAAGAAGUACUUUGAUCCUCGUGUCUGGGUCCGUGAAGGUGAAAAGACCAUGUCCAAGCGUGUUACUACCGCCCUCAAGGACUUCAACACCGCCAACCAGCUGUAA
This is a messenger RNA of Beauveria bassiana ARSEF 2860, 1083 nucleotides long. Its product is annotated as fructose-bisphosphate aldolase. The transcript has 4 exons. Gene Ontology annotation, cellular component: cytosol. Gene Ontology annotation, molecular function: zinc ion binding; fructose-bisphosphate aldolase activity. Gene Ontology annotation, biological process: gluconeogenesis; glycolytic process. Bases 1 to 1083 code for a protein of 360 amino acids. NCBI's taxonomy places the organism in Eukaryota, Fungi, Ascomycota, Sordariomycetes, Hypocreales, Cordycipitaceae. The record is from RefSeq and is a predicted model, not a curated record.